Penicillium riverlandense is the source of this 2523-nucleotide messenger RNA. RefSeq names its product mitogen-activated protein kinase kinase kinase kinase STE20 (gene pakA). Gene Ontology annotation, cellular component: cytoplasm. Gene Ontology annotation, molecular function: protein serine/threonine kinase activity; ATP binding. Bases 1 to 2523 code for a protein of 840 amino acids. The record is from RefSeq and is a predicted model, not a curated record. Lineage: Eukaryota; Fungi; Ascomycota; Eurotiomycetes; Eurotiales; Aspergillaceae. The transcript is spliced from 4 exons. Gene Ontology annotation, biological process: regulation of MAPK cascade; intracellular signal transduction; protein phosphorylation.
AUGAAUUCAGACAGUUUCUUGAAAUUCCGCCGACAGUCCAGCAAGCUGCACAAGGACCCCCCUAGCUUCGGAUCGCGCAUUCUUCGGAGCCACCAGAGCACCAACUCACUCAAACGCCACCCCUCUGCCCCUGUCUACCCGCGCUCCUCGCCCAACGGCAGUCGGGAUCAUUUUCGCUCUCGCUCCAACGCGAACGAAGUUUUCGGCUCAUCGUCCUCGUCGCUCGACCGCAGCGGGGGGCCCUCGCCCGCCGAGUCGAGUUAUCCCUCUGGCUAUCCCGCCGCCCGGUCGCGCAGCUCCAACCGUUUCUCCUACGAUCAACACAGCUCAGAUGAAAUAACGACUCCCUACGAGACGCGGGGUAUGCUCAGUGCGUUGGAUGAGAACAGCGUCGAGACCGACCACCGUCCCCAGCAGCCUCCGGCCCUACGUGCUCAUCACACCAGCCCCGACCCCCGGAGUUUCCCAUCUCUCCGCCAGUCCGCCAGCUUCACCACCCUGCCCAACAUGGAUUUCUCGCAUCGGGAGACCGAACGGGCGCCAGCCGUAAAACGAUAUUCCGAUGAGGGCGAUGGCCCGGCCAACACGCCUCCGCCACCCCGGCAUGGGCGAAGCAAGAAGGCCAGUUUCUCGAGCUUUGUCAAUAGUGUGCUGGGCUCUCCGCGGCCAAAUAUCAAAAUAUCUGCUCCCGAAAAUCCGGUCCACGUCACCCACGUCGGAUAUGACAACCAGACCGGCCAGUUCACAGGCCUGCCCAAGGAGUGGCAGCGCUUGCUGCAGGAGAAUGGCAUCUCAAAGCAGGAGCAGGAAGAGCACCCGCAGACUAUGAUGGACAUCAUGCGAUUUUAUGAGAAAAACACUCGUGGUGAUAGUGAUGAUGAGGUAUGGCACAAGUUUGACCAUGCACAGAGCCCGACCGGCGGGCGGGCACCAUCGCCCCCAGGGAGCCCACGAUUCCCGCAGAACCAUCAAGGAAGUUUUGAAAACCCUCGAUCCCCGCCUCCUGUCCCUCGUGGGGUACCCGGAGGCUCCCAGGCGGUGUCGCCUCCGCUGGGCAGCCUGAUCCCGAACAGGGCACCACCGAAGCCACCCACUGUCGGCAUGACGCCAUCUCGUCCUCCUCCGCAGCCCCCGGUUUCGCAACAGUACAUGGGCACGCCUCAACGACCAGCCCAAGAAGCUUAUAGCCCUCCCUUCGGUACCCCGACUAUCCCAGAAAGUGAGGCGGUGCCUUCCCCUCAGCGCAGCCCAUCCAGUUCCCGAAAUGGCACUCCGGCGCCACGAGCACCGCCUGGUAUCGUCUCCAAUCCAACUCAAUACCAGCAGCAACAGGAGCAGAUGAUGGCAGCUGCCCAACAAGCAAUCACAUCGAAGCAGCUGGAUCGCAGCCGGAGCCAACGUAUACAGGCCCAACAGGCCCAGCAGGCCCAGCAAGCCCAGCAGGCGCAACAAGCACAGCAUAUUCCACAGGUCCCGCCGACUCAGCUGCCACAACUCUCCACCGGCCAACCGGCCUCUCCAGCAACUGGUUCCUCGUCCGCCGUGCCUUCUUCGGGUGCCGCGCGGGCUCCGCCUGCAGCCAGACCUCGACAGCGACAGCGCCCACAAAGCAAUGCCGCAGACAUUCGGGCGCGCCUCCUGUCGAUCUGCCACCCGGGCGAUCCGACUCAGAUCUACUACAACCUCAACAAGAUUGGUCAGGGUGCUUCUGGUGGUGUUUACACAGCGUAUGAAGCGGGCACCAACAACUGUGUCGCGAUCAAACAAAUGAACUUGGACUUGCAGCCCAAGAAGGAUCUCAUUAUCAAUGAGAUUCUGGUCAUGAAGGACAGCAAGCACAAGAACAUUGUCAACUUCUUGGAGAGCUUCUUGCAUGGUCUAGAUCUAUGGGUAGUGAUGGAAUACAUGGAAGGUGGUAGUCUCACUGACGUGGUCACUUUCAACAUGAUGAGUGAGGGACAGAUCGCGGCCGUUUGUCGAGAGACUCUGAACGGCCUGCAACACCUCCAUUCCAAGGGUGUCAUUCAUCGUGACAUCAAAUCCGACAACAUCCUCCUGGCAAUGGAUGGCAACAUCAAACUGACCGACUUUGGCUUCUGCGCGCAGAUCAACGACUCGCAGAACAAGCGGAACACCAUGGUAGGCACCCCGUACUGGAUGGCUCCCGAGGUGGUCACCCGCAAAGAGUACGGUCGCAAGGUCGAUAUCUGGAGUCUAGGCAUCAUGGCAAUCGAGAUGAUCGAGGGCGAGCCGCCGUAUCUGACGGAAUCGCCGCUCCGAGCAUUGUAUCUGAUCGCCACCAAUGGGACCCCCACCAUUAAGGACGAGCAUAAACUGUCGAACAUUUUCCGCGACUUCCUUCAUCUGGCCCUGAAGGUUGACCCGGAGAAGCGCGCAUCGGCACACGACUUGUUGAAGCAUCCAUUUAUGACCCUUUGCUCACCACUCUCGCAUCUCGCUCCCCUGGUCAAGGCUGCUCGGGCCAACCGGGCCCAGGAGAAAGCGCAGAAAGGGGGUGCUUAG